Molecule: messenger RNA, 6108 nt
Organism: Spodoptera frugiperda (fall armyworm)
Lineage: Eukaryota; Metazoa; Arthropoda; Insecta; Lepidoptera; Noctuidae
Product: heme peroxidase 2
Exons: 24
Coding region: 263-4291 (1342 amino acids)
Biological process (GO): response to oxidative stress
Molecular function (GO): heme binding; peroxidase activity
Source: RefSeq, a predicted model, not a curated record
UUGCUGUACAGCUGAGGGAGCCUCCAGACGGCAGCCUCAUUCCGCCUCAUUCCGUCAUUACCGUCGAGCCAGCACGUUCGUGGCGAACGGAGCGCGCUCGCCAACCGCUCCCGCGAAAAUCGCGAUAAAAAUUCAAUAUCUAAAAUCGACAUUCGACCGUUCGAUCAACAAAAAGUGAUUUCGUUCAAACUAGUCGUGCUCUUUGUUCUGUUCGAAUUAAUGUUUUUUGAAUAAAAUUAUUCAGGUGCCUAUUGUCAACAGCAUGGGAACUAUUAAAAAAUUACGGCGAAGUCUGCUGCUCUUAGCGGCUGUGUUAGCAGUACAGACGAGUGCACAGAAAAUCAAAGGAGAUGACAGUAUACAGGCUGUACCUAGUGACCUUAGGAGAGCAGUUAGCGAAGCACUAGCUUUAGAAAAGAGAUUUCUAUUAGGCGCUAGCGAUGCGCACAAUUGCACAUCAGACGAAGAUGAAUCGAGUAGGAUACCCUGCCCACCGAGCAAGUACCGCAGUGCAAGCGGGGAGUGCAACAACGUCAGACAUAGGCCAUGGGGAAGACGAGGCGAUGUCUUCCUUAGGCUGCUACCUGCUAAUUAUGUUGAUGGUGUAUCACAACCACUUUCAACGCCAUAUCUUCCGGAGCCAGCACUCGCAGUACAUGCAGCUGCUCAGCUGACUUCAGCAGCCGACCAUGACUAUGUAACCAGCAUGCUGGCUGCCUGGGGACAGCUUAUCAUGGACGAUCUCAUCAGCACUGCCAACGGAAACAAAGACUGCUAUGGAGCGACAUGCGAAUACGUUAGAUCUGCACCCACUAGAAACAUCGACUCCUGUGGCUUUGAACGCCGUGAACAAAUGAACUUGGCCACAUCAUUCUUGGACGGAUCUUCUUUGUAUGGCAACUCGGAGAAGGAACUCCGUUCCCUGAGGCUAUAUGAUGCUGGCAAAAUUGACCUGGACUCUUGUCGCAAGUGCAAAGAUGGCUCACCAACUGCUCCGUUGUACAAAACGUUGUUGUCUGAACACAAUCGCAUCGCUGGAGAACUUUACGCACUGAAUCCUUUCUGGGACGACACCACACUGUACCUGGAGACUAGAAGAGCGGUAGCAGCUAUCAUCCAACAUAUCACUUACAACGAAUUCUUACCCGUACUCUUGGGAGAGGUUGGCAUGGCAAAAGCAGAGCUGAAGUUGACAUCUCUUGGCUUCUGGCGCGGAUACUCAAGUGCAAACCGCGCUGGUGUCUACUCUGAACUGGUCGCCGUCGCGCCCAUCUUCCAGGCUAUGAUGAAUCAGAAACUGAUCAACACCACGACCACCUUGGAACACCUAGUGCGAACUAGCGCUCAGCACGUGUCUCACUUCCCAGCAUCAGCUCAAUGGGACCUCAACAGGGCACGAGACCAUGGAGUGUCUUCAUACCUCAGAGCUCUACGCAUGUGCGAACCUAUGGCCACCAUCAAGUCCUUCGGAGACUUCAGCAAAAUGGGCUUCGAUAGAACACAGCAAGAAAUGAUGGCUGAUAUGUACAAGAACCCCGAAGAUGUGGAGUUAAUGAUUGGAGGUGCUAUGGAGAAACCAGCAUCCGGUGCUGUUGUCGGGUCUACUAUUGCUUGUGUCUUAGCUCUGCAAUUCGCAAACUUGAAGAAGAGUGACAGAUUCUGGUAUGAAAACGACUUACCGCCCUCAUCACUAUCACCCGAGCAACUUGGUGCUAUCAGGAAAGUGUCUCUUGCUGGAACCCUCUGCGCUUCUCAGGAUUAUCUAUCGACCAUUCAACCAAAAGCUUUCGUGAGAGAGGAUCCUUAUCUUAAUGCACGCCAACACUGCUCGCAACACAACCGUCUAGAACUGUCUGCGUGGAGAGAUGAGAGCGGUGCCAAGGCCGCGGAGAGAUUGUCACAGGACAUGCUCGCUACUGCUCUGGAGAAGGCUAAACAGGAGAUGGCUGAUAGGAAGAAACUCGAAUAUAUGCUGUGGGAAGCACGUGGAGGAGCUGAUCCCAAAUCUCCAGUUGGUACAGCGGCUUCGUUCUCCAAAGCUAACAAAUAUGCUCUGAAACUGGCCAACACUUCAUUGUUCCUUGAGUUUGCUACUAAUGAACUCAUCAACACUAUUGGCACCAACCACCGUCGCAAGCGUCAGAUCUUCGACGACUCUCUCGGUUUUGGCACCACAGACUUUGUAGACUCUUUACAAUCAGUGGACAUCAGCGGUUUCCUUGGCAAUGACCAGUCAGGACCCAUCAUCGAACCUCAGUGUGACGACAAGGGCUCAUGCGAACCAGACAACCCUUUCAGAACAUACACAGGGUAUUGUAACAAUUUGAGGAACCCUAACUUGGGUAAAGGAUUGACGACUUUCGCCAGGUUGUUGCCACCUGUUUAUGAAGAUGGUGUAAGUCGUCCGCGCAUCAACUCAGUAACAGGCACGCCUCUACCGUCCCCUCGUGUGGUAUCUACAGUGAUCCAUCCUGAUAUCUCCAAUCUACAUACACGAUACACCCUCAUGACUAUGCAGUUCGCUCAGUUCCUCGAUCACGAACUUACUAUGACGCCCAUCCACAAAGGUUUCCACGAGUCUAUCCCCGACUGUCGCUCCUGUGACUCCCCUCGCACGGUGCACCCAGAGUGCAAUCCGUUCCCCGUACCACGUGGCGAUCACUACUACCCUGAAGUGAAUGUUACGUCAGGAGAGAGGCUCUGCUUCCCCUUCAUGAGAAGUUUGCCUGGUCAACAGCAGCUUGGUCCUCGUGAACAAGUGAACCAGAACACAGCCUUCAUCGACGCCUCAGUAAUCUACGGUGAGAACCCUUGCAUCGUCCGCAAACUGCGCGGUUUCAACGGAAGACUGAACGCUACCACCAACCCUGCUAAUGGAAGAGAACUGCUGCCUAGAAGUGAUAACCAUCCUGAGUGUAAAGCUCCUAGUGGAUUCUGCUUUAUUGCUGGUGACGGCCGAGCAUCAGAACAGCCAGGUUUAACAGCAAUCCACACGAUCUUCCUCCGCGAACACAACCGCAUUGUAGAAGGUCUGCGCGGCGUCAACCCGCACUGGGACGCCGACCAACUGUUCGAACACACGCGUCGUAUCGUCGCCGCCACCUUCACACAUGUCAUCUACAACGAAUUCCUGCCCAGAUUACUCUCAUGGAACGCUGUUAACUUGUACGGACUUAAGCUGUUGCCUUCAGGCUACUACAAGGAAUACUCCCCAACCUGCAACCCCGCCAUAGUGACGGAGUUCGCGUCAGCUGCGUUCCGUUUCGGUCACUCCCUGUUACGUCCGCACCUUCCUCGACUGUCGCCCAGCUUCCAACCUGUCGAGCCACCGAUCCUACUCCGAGAUGGAUUCUUCAGGCCCGAUAUGUUCAUGUCUCACCCACCAAUGGUAGACGAGCUGAUGCGUGGUCUUGCUUCUACUCCCAUGGAAACCCUCGACCAGUUCAUCACUGGAGAAGUCACCAACCAUCUGUUUGAGGACCGUCGUAUUCCCUUCUCUGGUGUCGAUCUUAUCGCCCUCAACAUCCAAAGAUCAAGAGACCACGGUAUUCCAAGCUACAAUAACUACAGAGCGCUUUGCAACUUGAAGAGAGCGACUACCUUCGAAGAUUUGGCUAGAGAAAUUCCUGAUGAGGUUAUCGCUAGGUUCAAGCGCAUCUACGCGACUGUAGACGACAUCGAUCUGUUCCCUGGUGGUAUGAGCGAGAGACCGCUACAGGGUGGUCUGGUGGGACCUACCUUCGCCUGUAUCAUUGCCAUCCAGUUCAGGCAGCUUAGGAAGUGCGACAGAUUUUGGUAUGAAAACGACAACCCGGCAGCUCGUUUCACAGAACAGCAGCUUGCAGAAAUCAGGAAGACCACAAUGUCCAAACUGAUGUGCGAUAACUUCGACCAUCCUGGAGAUAUACAGAGGGCUGCCUUCGAUCUGCCUAGCAACUUCUUGAACCCUCGUGUAUCUUGCGCAUCAUUACCACAACUGGACCUGUCGGCGUGGCGCGAGAGCUCGGCACAGGGUUGUCUCAUCGCGGGCAGAUCUGUCGCCGUCGGAGAGUCCGCCUUCCCAUCUCCUUGCACGUCGUGCAUAUGUACUGUUGAAGGGGCUCAAUGCGCUUCCCUACGCAUAACAGACUGCGCACAGCUACACCGCGAGUGGCCCCGCGAGGCAGUACAACGCGACGACGUGUGCACGGCGCAGUGCGGCGCCAGCUCCACCGCGCAUGCGCCGCGCCCCGCCCGACGACCUCAUCUCAACUUCAACUUCCCUGACCUGUCACCAUUCGUCGCCAAGUGAUCGCCUAUGUAACACCCUACUCUGUAUAAUGUAAUUAGUGUUUUGUCAAUAAUUGUAAAAAAAUUAAAUACUCCUAAUGAGGCAGCCCUAUAGACAUGUCUAUGGGGAUUUGACAUAAGCUAACGUCAAAUUUGACGUAUGCAAAUGUCAAUCCCAUACAUUAAAUUUUUAAUUCUAUUCAAUUAUCGAUUAUGCAAUUUAUCAAGGAAUGCUCUUAGAUGUGAACAAGGGAAAAUAAAUGAUUGUCUUCCUAAUUGAUAGAACAUCUUACAUUUAACAGAGCAAGGGUUUUGGUGAAGCUAAUAAUUUAAGAAAAUGAGAUUGACCAACCCAAAAAUGUAUGUAGCGCAAAACGCGCUCGUUCAAUCCUAAAACAUAAGGACAAAAAAGCAAAUAUUAGACAAUCUCUUGCGUAAUUUCAAGGUCAAUUUAGAACAGAGUUACCACAAGUUUACCACUACAUUGAAAUAAUAGUCAACCAUACUAUACGUAUCCAAGUAUUCAUAUAAUUGACUGAUGUCUUGUCUCAUUUAUACUUUGUUAUGUAUUUAGUUUAAGUAUUCUUUAAGACCAUUACUAGUUAACUGCCGUACUCAGAGACAUUUAAUGAUCACUGAAACUAUUCCUUAGACUUUUCUUCCUCGACAAUUGCUAAGGACUGGGUUAAGUAACCAUUAAAUGAUCGGAGUACGGCGGUAAAUCCGAAAUGGACGUCUGUAGCCGAACUAAAGCUAUAAGGUCCCACUAAGGAACAAAAUGUACAAACGCUGUAGAUUAGAAAAUGGUUAAAAAUAAGUUCUAUUUUCUAAAAUUCAGUAAUGUCGUGUAUCAAUAAUUUCAACGUAAAAUAUUUUAAAAAUUUAUGAAUGUUGUCGAUACUUAUUUAAUGGUAUUCAUUCGUUUUCUAAACUCGUGAUAUUGUUUAGAAUGUUAUUUUGAGGAAAGAAUGAGUGAAUUUGUCUGUUUUUUUAUUUUAUUUUAUGUUAUUGUAAACAACUUGUAUGCGGAAAAUCUUUAGGAAUACUAGGAACGCAUGACAUGCAUGCUAAUAGUUCUGCUCAUGGCCUGAAUUCUCUCUGGCCUAUUAGGUUGUAAGUUAUAUCUAUUUUAGAUCAUAUCGUGGUCUUUAUUUCUCUCGUAUGCAAAUGUUUCACGAAUAAUUAAUGUUACGGCCAUCAUGAGCUUUAAAUAGAUGCAGUGAUGUUUAGCGACACGCUAUUAACUACUUUAACUACACUGCAUUAGAUAUUACAAUAGAAUAAUUCAAUAGUAUUGAAAACGUAAUAACAUUAUGAACUUUCCAUAACGACUUGCUACUUUUUUUCACUGCAAUAGAGUUCAAAAUAUCAAAAUACAAAUCGCAUUUCCGUGAAUGUAGACGGAAAACGCCUACUGAAACUUUCAAAUUUCUUUAGCCUUCAUCACGUUCAUACAUCUGUUCAUAGAAUCCAAAAUUAGUUUACAAAACAUCUACUGUUAUAUCAAAUGUAUCAUAGAAUAACCGACAUACCAUCCAAUGUACCGAUGUUACCAUACUAAUAUUAUUUUAACCAGAUUCCCCGUUUUCGGGGAGAAAAGCUGAGGCCAAAAGUUUUAGUCUCCAAUAAUUUUAAUACUUAUUUGUGUCUAGCUCACUAUAUUCACUGCCUAGUUGUGCCUAGGAUUAUAUAGGUUCUUGUAAAUUAUUUUGUAAUAUAUUGGAGUAAUUAAUUAAUAAUAAGUGUAACACGUUCUUUAGUUGUAAUUAUUUUAAGUUCUACGAUAUGAAAUCUCACCUAGACAACGAAAAUUGAAUAUAAAAUAUUUUUUAUUUAUAA